AUGAAGUUCUCUAACGCUGUUGUCUUACUUUCCGGUUCUGCUGUCGCUUUCGCUGCUGACGCCAUUUCCCAAAUUGGUGAUGGUCAAAUCCAAGCUGCCACUUCUACUGCUACUGCUACUAAGACUGUAGCUGCUGUUUCUCAAAUCACUGACGGCCAAGUCCAAGCUACUACCGCCACCGCUUCUUCCUCUUCUUCCUCUUCUUCCACCAAGGCUCAAUCUACCGUCGCUGCUGUUUCUCAAAUCACCGACGGUCAAGUUCAAGCUACUACCGCCACCGCUUCUUCCUCUUCCUCCUCUUCUUCCACCAAGGCUCAAUCCACCGUCGCUGCUGUUUCCCAAAUCACCGACGGUCAAGUCCAAGCUACUACCGCUACCAACGGUACCACCACCGCUGGUGUCUCCACUUACGAAGGUGCUGCUAUCAAGAAUGGUGUCUCCACCGGUGCUUUCGCCGCUUUAGCUGCCAUUGCUUUAUUGUAA
Molecule: messenger RNA, 483 nt
Organism: Kazachstania africana CBS 2517
Lineage: Eukaryota; Fungi; Ascomycota; Saccharomycetes; Saccharomycetales; Saccharomycetaceae
Gene: ANS1
Product: Ans1p
Exons: 1
Coding region: 1-483 (160 amino acids)
Cellular component (GO): cell wall
Molecular function (GO): structural constituent of cell wall
Source: RefSeq, a predicted model, not a curated record